CUUCGUCAGUGGCAUCUGAAAUUUAUUGCGGUUUUGCAUUCUCUUAUGCAUAUUGCUUUCCCACGGCAACACGGUUGAUAACAGAUGAGGAGGUACCAGUGCACUGUACGUGACAUUGCCAACAAACUCAUACCAUCUUACCUUACCUAUUGGUACCUUUGGAAUACAUACAUGUAACCCAAUAGCCUUUUCUUGAUACGCUACAAGAGAUCAAUACUAGCUAGCUAUUAAGGGUAGUAAGGCAGCACCAUGACUCAACUUCGCACGAGUUCCCACCUGAUCUUUUUGGGUAUCCUCGGGGUAUUGAUAGUGUUAAUGGGGUUAUGUCACAAGACGGGAGUUAUCAACGUUUCUCAGAUCAACGCCAGUACUGCUAAACACAAGACUAUCGGUAACACUGCAGGCAACACGGCUAGAAAGGCAAGCAGCAGCCAGGACUACAAGAACACUAAAAAGUACAAAGAGUUGGUAGCCACCCGGGGAGGAGGAGACCCCAACAGAAUCUACUGUGAUCAGAACUCCAAGCAUCCAGAUUGCUGCUCUCCUGAUCAUUGUGUGGUCGUACAAAGGUCCACGCUCUACUCAGAGUGCUGCCAAAAUGUGCCAUCCAGUCAUCAUCGUCAUCGACAACUGCCUGUUCAUGUUGCUGGACAACCACGACAACCGCAACAACGACCAACACCACAACGACCCAUUACAGAACCCACACUCUUUCCCAUUCUCAUUACGGCCACACCCCGCAGUGGAACCGUAUUUGUCCAACGCUUACUCAAGAAAUUGGGUCUCUCUGUUUCCGAUGACUUUUCCAUUCCCCAUGGAGACGGUAUGGUCUCUUGGAUGCACGUCGUGCAAGAUGAUCAUUACUUUGGACCCGUCAGUAAUUUCAAAAAAAGCAAAUUUCAAACCGUAUGGCAUCAAGUACGAGAUCCACUCAAGUCACUCACCAGCAUGGCCUUUACGGAGCCAUUACGAGAAGACGGGAAACAAGCUGGCAGUGUCCUCUACAUGCGCUUUUUACGACGGCACAUUCCAGUGGCACGAAAGGAAGAAGUACUCUCCAAACUAAAACAGCAGCAGACUGCCAUCACUACUACUACAACCACAACAACAACCAACAAUAACCAAACAACGUCCCCGUACAAUGAACAGUUUCUGAUUCAUCGUGGAAUGGAGUUUUACAUUCACUGGCAUCGCUACAUUUUGUCACUAAGGAUACCCCUCUUUCAUCUCGAGGAUUUGACCGAACACAAAAACAUGACUGUCCUCGAUGCCAUUUUUGCGUCCGUGGGAAAACCACUCCCCGAUCAUACUGUGGCCACGAGAUUGAUUGAUCAAAAACGACGUCGACAAUUGCAGCAACAAUACACACAGCCGCAGACACCCACGCAGAGUUACACGUACCCCGCCUUGAACAAACCACUUGCCCCAGCGACAGGUAAACCUCCCCAGCGAAUCCCGGGAAAUCUCCUUGUUUCACAAUAUACAUCAUCUUCAUCAUCAUCAUCUGCAGCAGCCAAUAAUAAUAAGAACAAGAUGAAAAAAGGCAAUACGAACAGUCGAAAACACCGAGACACAUUGUCGUGGGAAGAGUUGUGUCGAGUGGAUGCGCAGCUGACAAAAGACUUUUUAAAGGUCUGUCAUGAAGUGGGGUACUACUUGGACAAGGAAAUGGUGUGUUGAAGAAUACCUACAAGAUGCUACAGAAGAACUGGUGAAUGGGAAACAGAGAUGCUAAUUUGCAGGGCGUGGGGACGACGAGGGAGCAUCCGUAAUGUGCAAUUAUUAUUAUUAGUCAUUGUACUAUUUAAUUUAACUUUAUAGAAACUUGCUAGCUAGUGGGUUGAGAAC
Molecule: messenger RNA, 1848 nt
Organism: Seminavis robusta
Lineage: Eukaryota; Bacillariophyta; Bacillariophyceae; Naviculales; Naviculaceae
Source: the annotation of a GenBank genome assembly